This is a messenger RNA of Melitaea cinxia (Glanville fritillary), 417 nucleotides long. RefSeq lists its product as uncharacterized. NCBI's taxonomy places the organism in Eukaryota, Metazoa, Arthropoda, Insecta, Lepidoptera, Nymphalidae. Bases 84 to 329 code for a protein of 81 amino acids. The transcript is spliced from 3 exons. The record is from RefSeq and is a predicted model, not a curated record.
CAGUUUGAGGGUCGCAUCUCCGUAUAAAUAGUGCGCAGGAGUCGCGCGCGACCAAUAAGUAUCAUAGUACAGUGCUUGCAGCCAUGCUCGCGAUGAAACAGAUUUUGUUGUUAAUAUUCGUCGUCUGUGUGGUCUGCGACGCGAGACCAGACAGCGCUGGACACGUUCCACUUCCCGGCCCUGGACUAUCAUACGGUGGUAUUCCUUACGGCAGUAUAAGCGGUAAUGUUGCGGAAUACUUCAGACAUCUGGGGCCAUCUAUCGGUCGGGUCGGGAACUUGCGCGGCUCUGCGUCUAUCGACUAUGCGCCAAUUGAGCAAUAUCUGUAAUAGAUGGCGCUAAUUGUUUAUGUUUAAUUAAUUUAUUUUUAGCAUUUUAUUGAAGUUAUUAUUUGUAAUUAAAAAUAGUUGCUUGUUG